Molecule: messenger RNA, 710 nt
Organism: Cylicostephanus goldi
Lineage: Eukaryota; Metazoa; Nematoda; Chromadorea; Rhabditida; Strongylidae
Source: the annotation of a GenBank genome assembly
GCCAAAGGUGCCAAAAACAGGCCAAGAGCAUCUGCAGCGCCUGCGGCUACUAGACAACAAAGUGAGGACCAGCAAAUUCUGUCUUUUUUAGGUGUUGCUGAACAAGCAGCAGAUCCGAAGGCCAUGCAGAAGGCAAUAGCUCGUCUGAAGAGGAUGAACUGUUUCCCAGCCGAUGCCCUGGUAACUACAGUAACCGGACAAAAACGAAUGGACCAGUUGGCUGUUGGAGAUUACGUAUUGGUGCCAAGCGCGGGUGGAGUCUUGAAGUACGAACGUGUGGAAAUGUUCUAUCAUCGAGAACCUGAAACAAGAGCGCAGUUCGUUGUUCUGUUCACCGAGUCGAAAAAGAGACUAGCGAUGACUCCUCUACAUUUGCUGCCCUUCGGAGAAUGCAGUGCAAUGAGAAGGACCCUUCAGAAAACUGACGGAGUGGACCGCUUAUUACGAGCAUCUCGCUACGCAGACAGCGCAAGUGUUGGAGACUGCGUGAUGACUGUGGCUAGAAAUGGCGAAGUAGCAGUUGAAAAAAUCGUUAAGAUUGGACGACAAAUUUCUGCCGGAAUCUACUCGCCUAUGACUGUUGACGGAGCUUUAGUGGUUGAUGGAGUUUUAUCAUCGUGCUUCUCCCAAGUUGAAAGUCAUACUGUACAGAAGGUGAGUGAAUUCCAUUUUCACGAACAUUUGAGCAGAGGUAAAAAUCACAAAUAGUU